AUGUCGGCCACUACUUUGCGUGCGGUUACGCAUCGAUUGACCACCACUCCGGUCGAGCAAUUGCCAUCAAUUGCUUCGUUUCUUGCAACCUCAUUAACUGAUUGCGCCGAGCUUCUAUCUGCUCCUCAAGCCCAAAAACAAGGCAAAUCAGAAACCGACCAUGCAGUGCAGAUCCACAAGUUGAAGACUCGCUUGGCGAGCUUGUUGCAGGACCGCAGUAUUGAGGGUCGAUGGACUGCUGUGGUAUUGGCCAAGGCCACUGUUGAAGCCGGUCAAUGGGAAAUUUUACGCGGUUACGAACCAAUCGUGCGCAGCUUGAUUAGUAUUCUAGCGAAACCCGAUCCAAUCUCCACACGAAAGUUGGCUUUGAUCACAUUGACCCGCAUAUUUCACCUCACAUACCAGUACCCGACACUGGUCCGAGAAAUCACUACCCCUCACCUGCCAGGUUUCAUCACUGCCGCCCUCAAUCUGGUCUCAGUGUUGGUGAAGCUACCUUCGGGGUCGACCCGGAAGGCCAAGCCCAACACCCCAUUCAUGGAGAUUGUGCUUCAGGUCUGCUUGGAAUUGGUUCCUCGCCAUGCGACAAUUUUCCGCCCAUUUGGGUCUCAGCUGCGAUCCCUACUGACCGAGAUUCUCGGCUCCUCUUCGAUGUACUUCCCAGACCCAGUGAUGGAUGCCGCGGAGCAACUCUUUGCGUCCCUGCAUAAGUGUGCGCCAAAGGACAAGGCUGGAUCUGGCUGGACUGAAGAUUGUAAAUCAACGGUUCUUUCCAUCCACCGAACAGCCGAUUGUGUUUUCCGCGCCGUGGUAGAGCAGUGGGAGUCAGUCGACGGAAAUCUGGUUUUCACUCGACAGAAUUAUAGCAAUGAGUUGGCCGAUGAUGGUACUGAUGCCUUGGGGCUUCCAGGUUGGAAGGGUGUUCAUGCUGGAACUGAUAGGUUAAUAAUCCUUCUGCGCAUAUUGUCAAACUUUGUUGCCAUGCCAUCUGCAGCUGCUGUCGCCCUCCCCAUCGGUUCCAUUCUCGACCUUACAUCUCGCCUCACGUCCGUAACCUCUCCCGCAGACGGAAGCCAAUCAAGCGUUCAAGCCAAUGCUCAAAUUAGCCGCGAUGAGCGCGAAAUGCUCUGGGCUGAGCUGCCUCGCAUCCAUAUUGCCUGCAUGGACUUGCUUACACAGGUUAUCAGUGUGUUGGAGACCAGCGCCACCCCUAUUACGCAAAACAUUGUCGACCAGAUAAACUGGGUCUUCAAAAAUGAAAAGACCAGCCGAAGUGUGCGUUUGGCUUCAUAUGAUCUGCUUCGCGAUUUGGUUGUGCUCAAUGGGCCUGCCAUGUCAAAGCAGAGUGUUGCAGCUAUCGCAAAUGUGCUGCGUGUCUGCUGCCAUGAUCUCUUACCCCCUACCGGUGACUCCAACUCACAAAAUAAGCCUCAAACCGAUUCCAAAUCAAAGAAAAACAACCAUACCAUUGCAAAUGCCGAUUCAUUCUUAAAUCCCGAUCUUCAAAAGAACCGCAAAUCGCAAAUAUCUUCUCAAUUUCCUGAACUCGAACGAGCGGCUUCGGGUCUCCUUCAGAGUGUGCUGACGUGCAUUCCGUCGGAACACCUCGCCGCCUCGAUUCGCACUGAAAUCGAUCGCACAAUCAUUCUAGUUGCCGAUAAGGAUGCCAUGCUUGCCAGUGUUCUGAACCCCGUGCCGGCAAUCAAGGGCCGAGCGGCGGGUGCUAGCAUUAUACCUUUCUUGGUACGAGGUUACGCGGACAAAAUGGAAGUCGAGGCCUUGGUUCGUCCCAGGAUGCCAGUCUUGAUGACUGCCCCAGAACUCGAUGGGUACGCCGAAGACGAAGACGAAGAAGAAACUGAUGAAAUGGCCGAUGAGGCUUACAAUGUUGCUCCCGGGACUACUGAUUUCUUGAAGAUUCCCACUCCGGCACCAGUUGAAACAAAAGCAGAGACUGCAGCUCUCCCAGUUCAUCCACCAGUCCACAAGCGAACUUACGUUGAGGAAUCAAGAAUCCACACUCCUAGCCUGUCAGUUGCAGGUGACAAGGAGGUCACACAAAGCAAAAAGGCUCGGUUUGAAGAAACUGUCUCUAGUAGUGUGAUUCAACCAUCAUCGGCACAACAAGCCUCUGAUGUGUCUCUGCCUCAAAGCGCUGCUCCAGUUGUGCAGAAGCAGACUAAGGUUAUCUCUCAAACCUCAGUUGCCUCAGCGGCGCCUCCUUCUGAGGAUGACAGUGGAGACGAGCUACCUACAUUGAACAUGGACUCCGAUACUGAUGAUGACGAUGACGAUGAUGAAGACGUCACGAUGGAAGGUUGA
Messenger RNA from Penicillium angulare, 2322 nucleotides. RefSeq names its product RIX1/PELP1 family protein. Gene Ontology annotation, cellular component: nucleus. Gene Ontology annotation, biological process: rRNA processing. The transcript is spliced from 2 exons. The coding region runs from base 1 to 2322 and encodes 773 amino acids. Lineage: Eukaryota; Fungi; Ascomycota; Eurotiomycetes; Eurotiales; Aspergillaceae. The record is from RefSeq and is a predicted model, not a curated record.